AUGCCACAAUGUCGGCGUCCUUUUGCAAGACAGGAUGCUCUCACCCGACAUGAGAAACUACACAAACGAGACGCGGAUGCGACACAAGACCCGUCUACACCCUCGCUACCGACUCCUUCAACCUUUUUAGACCUUUCAAAAACCUGGAAAACGAAUGCAGCAUGUAUUACCUGUAGUCCAUCUGAAAAUUUAACGGAAAGCGGUUCGAUAUCCGAGCAGCAAGCCGCAAAGGAACUGAAUUUGCGCAACACUCCAUCGGAUGUGGAUUUCGACCUCAUAUGGCCGGAUUCAGAGGAACUUUUUCAAUCUAUCAUGGCAACUGAUGUGUCAGAUCAAUGGCAGAUGUUGUCAGGGACGUUGCCAUUCCCGCUUGUCGCUCAUGAUACCCCUGGUCCGCUCUUCAGGUCACCCGUCUCCUUCGACGACCGCGGCUCGUCCGUGGGUGAUAUUCCCAAUGGCAGUGGGCACCGAGCUGUGCAUGAUGUUACCGAGCUGGUUGCAAGUUCUUCCUCUUGUAUCACGGCAGCUGUGAAGGCCACAUCGAUAACAUCGGUUUUUCUGGACGAAUGCCUGCAUAUGUUUUUUGCUCGAUUUAUUCCAACCUUUCCCAUACUGCACCGGGCCACGUUUGUUUUUCGGGACUGCACUCAUGCCUUGCUCCUUAAUGCCAUCGCAAUUGGAUCUCUUUACCUCGGUCCCCCUGACUCCGUGGCCAAGGGAGAGACCUUGUGGCGAUUGGCCCAUACGGCUGUGGCGACCUCGUGGCAGUCUCUGAUUACCCACAUUGGCCCCUAUGACUCUUGUCACGGCGUCCAAUUAGUGAUCACUGCAUUGCUUGGGCAGAUAUAUGGAGCGCUGUCCAAGAACCGUGCAAUUCGAACCACUAGCCAGAUACUCCGACCACUUGGCUUCUUCUGGGCGCGCCAUUGUGGAAUGUACGAUGACAAAUCUUACCCAUUGACAAGCUUACCGUCGGAAGACGCCACCCACGAGAAGAAAGAAAAAGAAUGGCAUACAUGGGCAGCUUGCGAACUACAACAGCGCGCGCUGCUAGCACAUUACCUUCUUGAUGGGCUAGUGGCACAAAUGACCGGGAACGGGUCUGCCGUUCGCCAUGUCACAAAUCCUUUGAGACUCCCAAGCAGUGAGAAUGCCUUUGAUGCAACCUCUGCUGACGAGUGGCUGGCACACAUGCGCUCACAGAGUCCAGACUGCUCAGGCUUUCGAGAUGUCUUUCGUUCGCUCUUCUCCCCCGGUGCCAAAUCAAGGUCUUUGAACUUUCAGUUCACACCAUUUGCCCUUCGAGUAGUGCUUGAGGGACUUCAGUCAAUUGUAUCUGACUAUGAUGAGCACGAUGUCGCAUUUGGCAUUCCGUGCCGGUCAGAUGUGCGCCGUGCUUUGGUCAGAGUACAUGAAACCAUCUCAAUGUGCAUUCACUUCUCUGCAGCCGAGCGCCUCGAAAUUCUCCUGAGAUGGCACACAGUCUGUCUGGACAGCGUGAUUGAUUCCACUGCUUUGUCUCGCGAUAUCUGUGCUCGAUAUGAACUUCCUCAGUACGUCUCCGGGGGCUACCGGAUAAUUCGUCCCAAUUUUGACUUGACAAGCUGGUGUCAAACCGAGGACGCCCGCCGCGCAGUUCUUCACGCUGUGGCCAUUCAGGGCAUUGUUGAGCAACUUCCCCGUGGGAGAGCUCAUGUCAUCCAUAUGCCCAGCUCUUUGUUUGCCGCUGCGACCGUCUACGUAGCUUUCUCGCUGGCCGGUCAUGUCACCCUGAAUCUGCCUCGGACUGUGGUGUGGCAGGAUGCGCUGUUGACCCGCGCAGAUCUCAAUCUUGACCACAGUAAUGUAAGGCCCACUUCCGGAUCUGAGACUCGCCGUUUUGUGGAAACGGGGCCAGAUACCCCACUGGGACCUUUUGAGGGGGAUGGGCGAAAUCUCUUGUAUGAGUUGAAUUCGAUGCAAAAACUUUUCCGCUGCCUCUCUUCCCAAUGGGGCAUCGCACACGAUAUGGAGACUGUUGUUGCCCAGUGGAUUCAGCUUUGUCAUUGA
Messenger RNA from Penicillium oxalicum, 2049 nucleotides. RefSeq lists its product as uncharacterized. The transcript is spliced from 3 exons. Gene Ontology annotation, biological process: regulation of transcription by RNA polymerase II; DNA-templated transcription. The coding region runs from base 1 to 2049 and encodes 682 amino acids. NCBI's taxonomy places the organism in Eukaryota, Fungi, Ascomycota, Eurotiomycetes, Eurotiales, Aspergillaceae. Gene Ontology annotation, cellular component: chromatin. Gene Ontology annotation, molecular function: DNA-binding transcription factor activity, RNA polymerase II-specific; zinc ion binding; RNA polymerase II cis-regulatory region sequence-specific DNA binding. The record is from RefSeq and is a predicted model, not a curated record.